AUGAACAAUAACCAGAGACCACGGCUUCAGAGAAGUGCCUCUGAGCGGGGCACACUCCAGAGAUCAAGCUCGCUGUUUGGGCUGCUUGGGCGUGUCCCAUGGCCAACCAACGAGGACGACCACUACUCUUCCAGCGGAGAAGAUGAGCAAUACCCGGUUGCUCCGCCCUCACCCGUGGUGUCACAGGAGGAGGCAAAGAGGGCGCGCAAGCAGAAGCUGCAGCGGCUGUUCAAGCAGGGCGUGAGCAGAGUGGUGAGGGAGAGGGCGGAGGAGAUGGACCUCAUGGCGAAGAAGGGCUCCCUUUACGUCAUGGACGCCUUCGCGGGAAGGCUGCAGCACGGGAUGGCCGCGAUGUCCACGAAGCCGUGGUACAUCUUCAUGGCCUUCCGGCUACAGAUCAGCGCGUACUGGAUGUGGACCAUCAUCGCGAGCAGCGUAGCGCACUCGCUCCUGGUUUUCCUGGAGCCCCGACCGGGGAGGCCUCCCGAAGACGGGGUGUUGGGGCCCGGGACCCUGCUGGGCCUCGAGGCGGCCUUCAUCACUGUCUACGCGCUGGACGUGGCCCUCAAGGCCAGCUACAUGGGGCUCAAGAGCUACGUCAAGAAGCCGUGGCAGAAGCUCAUGGUCGUGAUCGUGCUCCUGCUGGCGAUAGACGCCUCUGGGGUGGUCGGAGUUCGCUUCGCCCGCGCGUUGCGGCCAGCAAUUUUGUCGGUGCGGACACGACACAUCCGACGCUUCUACGCGGUGGUGAGCCAGAUGCUGCCCGGCUUCCUUAGGGUGUGUCUACCGGUCGUGUUUUUCUUGCUGUUAAGCGCCAGCUACGCGGCGCUGUCGUUCGGGAGGGCGAAAAGCGAUUUUGAGGACCCCAGCACGGCGGGUUACGCGAUUUGGAUCUUGAUGGUCUGCGCAGACAACUACGAGGCCUUGGUGCACGACCGUUCCACGCACCCUGCCUACGUGCCCUUCAUCGUCAUGGUGAUUGUCGUCGGUUCGAUGUUCCUGCUGUCACUGCUCCUCGGGGUCACGUACGACGUGUUCAUCGAGCACACCACGGAGCAGGUCAAUCAAGAGCGGAUGAAGGAGCUCAAGGGGCUCAACGUUGCCUUUGCCACCAUGGACCCCACGGGCACCGGCAAGCUGAGCAUGGUGGUUUGGGAAAGGUUCUUGCUACACCUGAUGCCGCGAACAACGCAGCAGGAACGAGCCCUCUACUUCGAGAUAGCCUCGAGUUUCGCAGAUAACCUGGACGUGCUGGGGUUCAUGGACCUGCGACAGGUGUUGAGCUACUCCUUCGUGAACGUGAACGCGGUGGAGAGGCAGGGCAAGCGCAAGAAGUGGGAGAAGAUGCCCCCGCGGGUGGCCUGGCUGCUGGAGAAGAUGGAGGCGGUGCUGGCCACGCGGUGGUGGAAACACACGGUCGCCGCGGUCGUUCUCCUUGACUGCUUCAUCUUGCCCCACAGCAUUCCGCACCAGGGGCCGGGGCUGAUGGUGACGCGGCUCACCAUGGCGUGCGGGGCGGUUUUGCUGUUGGAUCAGGCGUUUCAGCUGGCGGAGUGGAUGCACCAGGGGGCUGGCCCCGGCCCGCUCAAGCUCUCGGGGGGCAAGAGCCUGCACACGAAGGUGGCAGGAGUGGGCGUCAUCCUGCACACCUUGGUGGUGGCCUUGCUCCACUGCCCGCCGCUUCUGUCCCUCGUCUGCUCCUUGGUCUCCUUCGCCUGGGACACCUUUUCCUCCGACUCCGGAUCUCUACCGUCAGAAUUUUCUGGCGGCGGCGGCGGCGGCGGCGGCGGCGGCGGCCCGGAGUUCUCCGUAGUAGGGGCGGAAGGGCUGGGGGCCGCGGGCGGUGCUUGGGAGGGAGAGAUUUGCGGGCUUGACGAAGGCGUCUUCGGGGGGGGGAGCGGGCUCGGGGUGUUUGAGGGGGGCGGCGGACGGGAAAGGAUGUGCAUGGAAGUGGACUGGGAAGCCCUGAACGAAAAGAGCAGGCAAGGCGUGGAGGAGCAACGCAAGGCGGACCAGGACUUGCAGGACUCCCUAUACGAGUACAACCAGAAGCAGAGGGUGCUGCGGCUAUGGGGAAAGAGAGUCACUCAGGGCGCGGCGAGCCUGAACAUCACUCGGGAGACCAAGGUCAACAACGGGAGGGAGGCCCGCAGAAUGCUCGGUGCGGCGGGCACGAAGUCGCAGGCCCUGACGGUGGAGGAGCUGGAGGAGUGCCAGAAGUACGCCAAGGUCGACCUGCUCAGGACCCUGAGAGAGCGGUCGCGCGAGUUCGCGGACGGAGAGAUAAUUUUCCACCGGGGGGACCAACAUUCCACGUGCUACUUCGUCCACAAGGGGGUGGUGCGACUGGAAUGGGCAGACGGAACAAUCGAAACAAAGGAGACGGGGGAGAUGUUUGGCGAGGAGGCCCUGGUGGUAAACCUUGCAACAUCGGCCACGGCAAUCGCGGAAGGCCCGGUGUCGUGUGUGGGCAUGGAUCGGGCCAAGUUCACGGAGGAACACGGAACGCUGGAAAACCUCGGGAUGGUGUUUCUACGCCUGCAGCGGUCGGGAUCCUUCUACACGGCGGACGCGCCCCCUUCCGACGGAAGCCGGGAAGGCAGCCGCCGCUCCAACUUCAACCUAUCCGUCGGGGGCCGCAGCGCGAGGGUUCUGUCCGGGGUAGGGGGGGGGGGGGGGGGGGGGGGGGGGCCCGCCCCCCCCAAAUCGUGCCGGGGGCCGUCUCAGGAACUGUUCCCCCCCACCGACUUGGAGCUCCCCCAGCGUUGGGGAAAUCGGGGCACCCGGAAAACUGCUGCUGCUGCUGUCGCGGGGGCGGGCCGAAAAAACUCUAACCAGUUUGGGUUUUUUCAACAAGGGGGUUUCCCAAAAAGGGGGGGGGGACCCCCCGGGGG
Molecule: messenger RNA, 2894 nt
Organism: Ectocarpus siliculosus
Lineage: Eukaryota; Phaeophyceae; Ectocarpales; Ectocarpaceae
Source: the annotation of a GenBank genome assembly